CCUUCCGCCCAUCUCCCCCCACCCACACACCCUCCCACCCCUGAUAGUGCCAUCGCUUGGCUGCAAAACAAAGAUGUAAUGAGGAAGCGGUAUAAAUUCGCUCCGCCAGGCGGCGGCUGGAGGCAGAAGCUGACGAGCGUGGAGAGAGCGAGUGUCUGACGCUGUCUGACGUCGUGUCUAACGCUGCACGUUACUACUGGCCCGUCAAGUGCGCGUGCCGCCUGCUCAUUCAGUGUGUGACGUGUGUGCGGUCCAUCUCGCGGUCCGGCAGCUUGUGACAUCACACGGGCUCUCCAUCUGCAAGUUGCGGUGCCGCCGUACCACCCACCUCCCCGGCCACUGAGGUCACUGGUCACUGUGCUGUGGGUCAAAGGUGGCGCCAGCUCUACUCCAAGACACCGAGUGCUGCUGGUCGUACACCGAGGUCUUGCUGUGUCACAGCCAGUGUGGAUUCUAGACACUGUGAGUGGUGCUUGUCUCACACCCACUAGCCUGCUGACCCCGCGUGUGGGCGCUACCCGUGGUAAGUAAACUGUAAACGUUGUCACCCGGGUACUGACAACAGACGUCACCUGGCCUGGUGAAGGAGAAGUUGGAGAUAGUCUGCUGACGACUGUUCACAUCCACUUGACUGCCGCAGCCAGCACAGCUGUGUUGUUCUACAAGACUUGGUGCUUCUGUUGGGAACUAUAUCCUGUUGCCAUGGCGACCCGAGUAGCUUCAAAUCUUGGCUGCCGACGUUUGGUCUUCUGCUACUUCUGGUGUUUACGGAGGAGAGCCAGGCCUCUCCCUUCCUGCGCUCGCCAUUCUCCAAGGAGCUGUGGCCCUACCUGCGGAUGAGGUGCGACCUGAGGUGUCCACACGGGUACCUGACGGAUGUCGAGGGCAACUACGUCUGCGUCUGCUACAACCCCUGUGAGAAUGUCCGCUGCUUCGGCAAGACGACCUGCGUGGUGGACACACCCAAGAACUGUCACCUGGAGGACCACUGCCGACCUCGGGCCAUGUGUCGAGAUGACUUGCACCAUGAACCCUCUUCCCAAACUCUGGGCCCGGCCCAAAAUGAUGACGCCACAACUACGUCAUCAGAAGCCUCGCGACCCCAGCUCUGCUUUCUUCCGGUAUCCGAGGAAGCCAAGAAAUGUCGUACUCUGCGCAUGCGCUGGUUUUUUGACGUCACGACCGGUGCUUGCAAGGAGUUCGCUGGCUGUCGAGAAAAGGGAGGCAACAACUUCAAGAAGAGAAAAAGCUGCGAAAAGACAUGCGCUCUGCCCAAGCCCUCCACUAAGUCUCAAGACGUCACGCCAGAAGAGAAGGUGGCAUCAGACUGCUCACUUCCGGUGGUUCACGUGGCGACAGGGUGCAGAAAGGUUCACAAACGUUGGUACUUCGACCCCACGAAGGCCUCGUGCCAAAGGUUCGAUGGCUGCGAGACGCCCGGCAACAACUUCAGAACGAAAAAGCAAUGUAAACACGUUUGCACCAGCAAGAGGAAGUUGACCAGGGUCAAAGACAACACGAGCCGGAGGCGCUCCCGUCACCAGUGAGCUGUUCACAGGCUGCGGACAUGAGCAGAAGUCUUGUUCCCCCAUCCUUCCUCCUGAUGCAGACGUCACAGAAGUCGCAUGACGUCACCAGCAGAAGCAGUUUCCUUCAUUUUGUGUGGCGUCAGACGCCAGCGGUGGUCACUGACUGGGUGAUGGUGGCUCCUCCUGGUGUCGGCCUCACCCACCCGCUGUCAACAGUCACAGAACAUUGGUGUGUAGUGUACCCGCUGUCUAGCAGUGAACACUGUAGUUUGUUGUCUGUGUCCACCCCGUGUGUGUCGUCACUACCCACACCACCCCGCGUGCUGUGACGUCAGUCCUGCUGACCGCUCGGGUGGAGGGCUGAUGCCAGGCCCAUGGUUCGUUCUGAAGACGCACAGGAAACACAAUCAUUGGACCCGCCGAGACAAUUACUUCCUGGCGGUCUUGGUCAUCCCACGCCCACUGUCGCCAUUGUUCUCAACAGACAGAUGACUGAAAGACUUGCUACCUGUGCAAGGUGGCGCUGCUAGCUUCCUAGGCAAGGUGGCGCUGCUAGCUGCUGCAGACUGAACGUGUAGUCGGGACACCCGGCAUGGCUGGACAUGGGAAUUGUUACGAGUGUUGUGACGUACUCAGACACCGGCGCACAACCCGACUCGGCCGCUCAUUGGCCAGCUGCAGGACACUUCCGGCCACGUGGCUUGACCAAUCAGCGUUGAUUAUCGUUGUAAUGCUGACAACGGACAGGGCACAUGUACCUCGACUGGGACACGUCAGCAAUGGACAAAAGUGCGAGAAGGUCAAGUCGCCAUGAUGGUACUUUGUCGGUUGUUGACAUAGACACACGUCAUCGGACCUACUUCCAGUACUGCUCGGCGAGUUAAUACACCAAGGCGUGUGAUGACACCUUUUAUGACGUCACUUCUGGCACAAAAACAAGUCCAGACAUGUAGAAGUGAUGACGGUGUCCCGGUUUCCCGGGCUUUCUCGUGACGUGUUUGGCACUAGACGAGAUGUGUGUAGCUGAUGACGUAGCGGCAUGUCUGGCGCUGAAGCUAAUGGCUAGGUACGAGUAUUCACGUUAUAUUGUGGAUAGACAGGAACUGUUUUGUUUUCCUUCUCCCUUUGUCUCUUUUAAAAUUUUCACAGAUUUUAUGAAUUUCCGGUUUCACACGCCAGACAAAGUUGUCUGCCCUCAUUACAAUGUUUCUCCAAUCCUGUCUUUGUGUACACGUGGCAGCGUGUGACGUCACAACGGCUAUCCACAGUCACUGGUCACACGACUUUGUGGUGUUGGUUGGAUGGAAGAUGUGUUGCAAUAUAGGGCAAUGUCGUGUGUAGAUGAGAGGAAGUGCGCAUGUCUGUGUCCUCGGCAUGUCUCGGUGAGUGAGAGCAUGUAUUUGCGCAUGCGUGCGCAGCUGUUUCCAAACCGUAUUGUGAUGAUGCCAGAUCACUCCAUGUGUGUGUCCUUCGCUGCUUAUUGCCAGUCAAAUUAUUUUAUUUAUUGUAGUUGUCUAGCGGCAAUACAGACACGCCAACAAUCCUCCUCUCGGUCUUCACGUCCUCAGCUGACGUCAUCCAAAACCAGUUGUUAGCACCUUUGCCGUCAGCCAUUAGCCACCGGACACCAGGGAUUUCUGUACCACCCUGUGUCAGGACAGGGAAUCACGUGACUAGACACAGAAAUAUAGAAUUAUCUACAUUUGUCGCCCUGUGCAUGAACACUACUCAGCCUGCGUCAACAUCACGAGUGUGUCACGUGGCACACGACCAGUCCGGUGCUUGGCUUCCUCUUCCUUCCCACUAACGAACUUUUUUACUGCCUAAUCUUAAAUUGUACAUUUAAAUUUUAAAUUCAUUUAGUGCGUUGUCUUUCGGUGUUUUUUUGGUCUUGAUGUUAACAUAUGAGGAGCAGUUCAACAGACUUCGUCACAGACUUGUUGACGACUGUCAGUCUGCUCACAUGUUUCAUGAUUGCUAGUCUGUUCAGAAAGCUCAUGAUUGUUAUGAUUACAAAAGGUCAUAGUCAAGAGAGAUAAAUCUGUUACCUUGACUACAGGGUUGACGUCACACUGUAUCAUCAGGUCAAAUGGACUCUUCAGCCAUAACUCACUUCAUUUCCUUUUUGUUUCUCAACUUUCCUGUUUUAUUUAUCUGCUGUAACCAUUGCUCACAGCUGUCAGAAAACAUUUCCAAUUAGCUCCUAUGAACACGUUGGCGUGCGCACACACACACACACACACACAAACACGCACAAACACACACACACACACACACGCACGAUCCAUGAUAAGCUGGCAGGCCAAGCUUCAGUAAGUACGAGACGUUGACGUGGAAUUAGCCUCGUUAGCCCUGACUUUGUUGGUGUUCAUACUGUUCAUACUUUGUUGGUGUUCAUACUGUUCAUACUUUAUUGUGUUCAAUAAUGAGGUUACACACGUUGUUGCCAUGGCGACUGCAGGUUAAAACAUUCUUGCAAAGAAGACCUGGAGUUGUUUGUCUGU
Molecule: messenger RNA, 4033 nt
Organism: Pomacea canaliculata
Lineage: Eukaryota; Metazoa; Mollusca; Gastropoda; Architaenioglossa; Ampullariidae
Product: papilin-like
Exons: 6
Coding region: 837-1547 (236 amino acids)
Molecular function (GO): serine-type endopeptidase inhibitor activity
Source: RefSeq, a predicted model, not a curated record